Molecule: messenger RNA, 2886 nt
Organism: Fusarium sp. VM40
Lineage: Eukaryota; Fungi; Ascomycota; Sordariomycetes; Hypocreales; Nectriaceae
Source: the annotation of a GenBank genome assembly
AUGACGCGACUUCCAGAUAAAGAUAACCUGCUAGAUGAGGCACAAGAAGAUGGCCCCGAUGAAACUAUCGAGGAGCGAUGCUUCUCUGCUGCCCUCGUUUGCCUCGAAGGGCACUACACUCAGUCUCCGCCCAUGGGGCCGCAAACAGCAGCCAGAGUGAGCUCCAUGAUCACAAAAACACUAGAAAAAACGCACACUCUCCGAAAGGCUCGCGAGGCAAUCUCAAGAAAUGUGGCAAUUUGGAUCUGGCUCACAAGAAUUUUUGCAGCGGCCAUACCCAGCCUCACCACAAGAUCUGUAGGGCCUCUUUCAAGCCUCAACGACCCAGAAAAGGGCGUUACUCCUCAAGAGAGCACAGCUUUGAUUGUUAUGAAUCAUGCGUCGAUAAAGGAAGACCUUGGUACUCUUAUCAAGCUUAUGCAUAUCGCGCGGAACCUUCUUGUCAACGCUGAGCCUGAGGUGCCACAAGAUAUCUGCGCGGCGGUGCACUUCGACCAGAUGGUCUACCAGACAAUCAUCCUCUGUGUCAACGUUACAAGCAAAGGCUAUGACGGGGAGAUCCUCGAUGAGACGCAGAGACUAAAACUAGGCGAUGUUACUGAACUUUACAAAAAGUUGCUUGUGACAUCUCUACAGCAGGCUCAUAACUGGACAGCCAAACAUGACCGAAAUAAAAUGUCGUUCUGGUUCGAUGUUCUAUUUGACGAUGACGGGGCACUCACGGGCGCUGAAGAAAACCUGGGCGAUGGCUCAGGUUUCCGGCCACAGGUAGCCAAGAGACAGGUUCAACAUUGGCUGGACCGAAAUUCUAGGUUAUGCGACACCGCAAGGAAUCUUCUUAAGGAUUACGCCCAGAACAGAGCUGAUAAACCGCCAGGAAAUCUAGCGCCGAUCCGACCACUGGCCUGGAACUGGCUCCCAGAUGGUUCAGUGGAUGUCCCUGGAGAUGUGGCUAAUAUUGAGGAUAAGAUCAACCCUGUGUGGAAGCCGGAUGAAAAGGACAAAUUCGAACAGGAUCGCGCUUACGGUCGCGUGUCAAGAGAGGUCGAUACCUGGUGGCUGAACGCUCGCGACCCGAACUAUGAGGAUUGGUUCGUCAUGAUGCCUUCCGUGGAGUUUGCUCAGAGUCGCCUCGAGCAUUGUCGUAGCAACCUUGUUCAUCGGUACGCUCACUCUUGUGGGACAGAUCAUUCCCCGCCUCCAGGAGUUGUCGAGGAGGAGGAGCUCUCGGACCACGAGCAUUGCCACCACUGCGAGCACGACGAACAUGACCAUGACCAUGACCAUAACCAUGGCGAACAUCAUCACGAAUGCAAUCAUGACCACGACCAUAACCACGACCAUAACCACGACCAUGACCAUGAAGACGACCAUGAAUGCGAAUGUGAAUGUGAUCACGAACACAAUCAUGAGCACGAUCACGAUCACGAUCACGAUCACGAUCACGACCAUCAUCACCACCACCAUCACCAUCAUGAUCACGAGUAUGCCCAUGACUAUGUUGAGGAUAUAAUGGACGAUGAAGACGCAGACGAUGACGAAUCUUAUGGAGAGGGUCCAUUGACCGGCCUGCUAACUGAAGUGCCAAACAUUCUGGAUCCCAAGCAGAUUGAGGCUCUACACAUGAUAGUCAAGUCGUGCAUAUUGGACAAUGCCGGCUCAGGACUAACCAGAGCGGGCGAGAACCUCCAAAAGACGCGAUGCCGGAUGUUCCUGGCCCUCGACUGCGGAAAGAGCCUACUGCGGGAGAUGCUGGUCUUCAUUGCUGUCUGGGAGAAGGAUGAGCAAUCACUCAUCUUUCAGGUGACGACUCAAAUUGUGGAAGCCCUUCAUCACAGCGCUUUGAUCCCCUACGCAUGGAACUCAUUGCGCAUCCCGAAGGAUAUUAUUUCACCAGCACAAACUGUUCUACUACGACUUGUCAACCACAUGUUCAGAGCCCGAGUUAACAACUCGUCUUCUCAGGAAACUAAGGACAACGCCCGGGAUAUCAAGCUUGUGCACUUCUUCUUGAGUUUCUUCCGAAGCCGCAUCGUCCCAGAGUGCGCUGCUUUAAUGCAUCUCCAAGCUCAAAUUCGAGAAGAGAACUGCGAUCCCUCUGAAUUUCCAGUCGACAGUUGGGAUAUGGAACGCGCCAAGGAUGGCCUAGCUCAGUACCUCGAUUUUCUCACAACUGUUGCUGAGAUGAUGGAUACUCGGGCGAAGCUCAUCGAGUGGGAAGCUGUCUACGACCUUAUCACUAUCUUGAGUGGACUAGAGGCCGGUGUCCCAAAGAAACCUCUGAUUGAGCUUCCUAAGCGAUCGCCUCAUAGCGAAAACAGCGGUAGCCCCAUGGUCGAGCGCCCAUACGCAGCUGGAGACGAUGGCCUCCCACCGUCACCACCACCUCCUCCUAUGCAGGAACCUGCGCAUAAAUUUCCCUGGUCUGGAGUCAAAGGGCAGAUCUUCACCAUUGUGGCCACUUUGUUACAGCCACCACCUGGUCAGAGCAGUCCGGGCAACCCUGAUGUGCAGAUGCAAAUGGUUAAGUACAACGGAAUCGUGCCCCUGCUCAACUGCUGCGCUUACGACGACCACAACCCCUUUGCUAAAGAACGAGUCACAAUUUGUCUCAAGUGGCUGCUAGAUGGCUGCGAGGCUGCUAACAACUUCUUCCGGGAGCUCGUUAAUCUUUCACCGCCGCCAAAUCUGCGGCCUGUGCCAGGUGGUACGACUGUCUCGACAAUCAGAGUCGAUGGUAUUCAGGGUGAAGUGAAGGUACAGGUCCGAUCGGGCAUAUCUGCACCAGGAGAGCAGGUAGCGAACGACAUUGUGGAGGGUACUGGACGACUUGAUCUCAACAAACCCAGUGGGCGAGGCAACAUUGAGGAUGAUUUUAUGGCAUAG